AACAGAGAAGAGAUUGUUGAAGUCAUGGCAAGAAUGAAACAGACCGCUCAUAAAUCCACCGGUGGAAAAGCCCCGAGGAAGCAGCUCGUUACUAAAGCCGCCCGUAAGAGCGCUCCAGCCACCGGUGGAGUCAAGAAACCUCAUCGUUACAGAACCGGUACCGUGACUCUGCGAGUGAUCCGCCGUUAUCAGAAGUCCACUGAGCUGCUGAUUCACAAACUGCCUUUCCAGCAUCUGGUGAGAGAAAUCGCUCAGGAUUUCAAGACGGAUCUGCGCUUCCGGAGUUCCGCUGUCAUGAUCCUGCAGGAGUCCAGCGAGGAUUAUUUGGUCGGUCUGUUUGAGGACACCAACUUGUGUGCCAUCCAUGCCAAGAGGGUCACCAUCAUGCCCAAAGACAUUCAGCUGGCACACUGGAGAAAGUGCUUAAAUCCACAGUGACUUCACCCACAUCAACCCCGGAUAAUCUUUUAAGAGUCACUUCAAUCCCAUUGACGGAUCAUUUCCGGUCUGGAAUUGUCAGAAGUUAUUUUUGUUCUUGUGUGUUUAGUGGAUUUUGGAGUUCCACAUAAUCAACACUCACAAGUGUCAUAAAGCGCUAGUCACGGAUAGUUUCUGCUUCAUGUGUUUACCUGCAUUAAAAAUAUCUAGUAAUUAUUUACUGAAUGUCCCGAGAUGUCACAUCAUUAUAGAUGUCUUUUGUUUCUCUCUUUUAUUGCUAAAGCUUAAUAUAAAACCAGUGCUGGAGAGAACAAGCUUUGUGACAACUCGCCCCCCCAAUAACAUUAAAUGCAGUCGGUCACCACAUGUACAAUUAAUUAUAGCUGAUAACAUUUCAACUUCUGCUCCAUGUUGAUCUUAAAAUAAAUCUUGUUAAUACAUCGAAUAUAUUUGAGUGAAAUAAACUGCAUUGAUAAGAUGAGAGCGAGAAUUAAACAGUGACGUGACUUUUGCUCCUCAUUCAGUGGUGUUUCUACUAGGUCCUGUAGGAGAAUGUAAAUAACUUCUCAGGCUGUUUUUCACGACACAUUCGAGUAGGAAUCAAACUCGCUUCAUCAUGUUUGGAAUAUGAUAAUGCGGGAAAGGAGGCACAAAAGCGUUUUGUGUUAUAAUAUUCCGUUAAAAACUCACUAUUCAUCGUUUCUCUCGCUGUGUCGGUGUCUGAGCUACGAGGAGACUCGCGGUGUGUUGAAGGUGUUUCUGGAGAACUUUAUGCGUGAUGACGUCACCUACACUGACACGUCAAGAGAAAGACGUCACUGUCAUAGGACGCGCUGAAACGACAGAGACGAACUCUACGGAUUUAGGGGAUAAACGACUUUAUUCUGGAUAAAUUAAACUUACACAUCUCACAAAAUAGUCGAGGUUUAAACGGUGUUGUUUUUCAUUUUAAAUUAGUAAGCGGAAGAGAGGAAAGAUAGUCUUAUUGUCCGUUUCAAAUACGAGUCAAUGGCCGGGACUUUCAUUUCAAAGCUUUUGAUUGGCUCUCUUUCCGCCCGUCAAUCUAAGAGUUGCCCAAUUAAAUAAUUUAGUGUGUUUGAUCCAUGAAGACACGCAAUCAGAGGACGCGUCGACUCCUUUAUAAAUUAGCAUAGAGGAAUAAAAACUGCAGUCAGAUGAAUCUCAUUGUGCAAGAGAAACUUUGUGCAAGUGUAUUUAAGAGAAUUUGUGGUUUUAAAGGUAAAGGAUGGUCACACAAAAUAUUGAUUUAGCUUCAUGUUUACUUCACUUUGUAUGAAGUCAAUUGAUAAAUAAAAGCGGUUUAUUAGAUUAUUUUUGAAAAUGCCACACUUUACUAAAACUUGUACACAGUUCUGUAUAUUAAACUUUUCAUAAACAGAUUAAAGUGGUUUAGAAACUUUUCAGGAUUAAUAUAAAAACGAACGAUUUAGAUUGUUAGUUAGAUUAAUACAUACACCAAUACAUUGACGCCAUCUUCUGGACAAUAAAGGCUCUACAUGAUACAAUUGUAGAAUAAUGUCAUUCUUAACUAAACGCAUUAUAAAAGCAGAAGGUUUGUGUACAAACUUCCCGACACAAAAUACAAGAAAAAUGAUCCGAACUUUUGCAUGUAAAGGAUAAAAAACAUCUCAAAAUCUCAUGGAA
This is a messenger RNA of Xyrauchen texanus (razorback sucker), 2103 nucleotides long. RefSeq names its product histone H3.2-like. The coding region runs from base 25 to 438 and encodes 137 amino acids. Gene Ontology annotation, molecular function: DNA binding; protein heterodimerization activity; structural constituent of chromatin. Gene Ontology annotation, cellular component: nucleosome. The transcript has a single exon. The record is from RefSeq and is a predicted model, not a curated record. NCBI's taxonomy places the organism in Eukaryota, Metazoa, Chordata, Actinopteri, Cypriniformes, Catostomidae.